GAAAACAGAGUCUGGCUUCCAGUAGCGCCUGAGCAACUUCCGGUCGCGAGCGAGUAUCGCGCACGUGCAAUCAUCGUAUCAGACAUUUCAAACGACCAAGAGCGUUGUUUUACUUUGCUAUGGAUACUCAAGCUGAUUUCUUUCACCGGACGUUACCAAAAGUGGAGCUUCAUGCUCAUCUCAACGGUUCCGUCAGCUCCCAAACCAUCGAUAAGCUCAUCAGGCGAAAACCGCACCUCAACAUUGAACGCAGCAUGACGGCCAUCGGCAAAGGGCAGCGGAGGACACUGGAGGAGUGUUUCCAGGUCUUCAAGGUGAUCCAUCAGCUGGUGGACACAGAGGAGGACAUCCUGAUGGUUACUACAGAUGUUAUCAGAGAGUUUGCUGCAGAUGGCGUCAAGUAUUUAGAGCUGAGAAGUACACCCAGGGAGGAGACAAACACAGGUUUGACAAAGAAGGGAUAUGUUGAAACUGUGGUCAAAGCCAUCCAGCUGUGUAAAAAUGAAGGCUUGGAUAUUGAUGUCAGGUGUUUGAUGGCGAUUGACCGCAGGAACGGGGCUCAGGUUGCCAUGGAGACGGUGAAGCUGGCCGAGGAGUUCCUGCUGUCCUCAGACGGUUCAGUGGUUGGACUUGACUUGAGUGGAGAUCCAAAGGUGGGACAUGGCAAGGAUCUACUUCCAGCUUUACAGAGGGGCAGAAACUCGGGACUAAAGUUGUCACUGCACCUCUCAGAAAUACCAUCCCAGCUGGAGGAGUCAGAUUUGCUGUUGAACCUUCCUCCGGACAGGAUCGGUCACGGCACCUUUUUACAUCCUGAAGUGGGUGGAUCUCAAAGCCUUGUCGACAAAGUGCUAAAGAACAACAUCCCACUUGAGUUAUGUUUGACAUCGAAUGUUAAAGGACAAACUGUGCCGUGCUAUUCCCAACAUCACUUCAAAUACUGGUACCAGUUGGGACAUCCUAUUGUGAUUUGUACUGAUGAUAAGGGGGUCUUCUGUACAGACCUGUCUCAGGAAUAUCAACUAGUAUCAUCCACAUUUGGUCUCAGUCAUGAAGAUCUAUGGAAUCUCUCUGAGCAGGCUAUAGACUGUACCUUUGCACCCGAGACUAUAAAACAGCAACUCAAACAGAAGUGGACUGAUUUAAAACCUCGGCUAUUUCCAGCGGCAUCUUAAAUUUAAAGCCAAACAUCAGGUUGUAGUUAAUUAAAAAACUGUUUUAGACAUGGAAACCAAAAAUACUGAAGCUGGAAUACGUAAGUAAAUAUUAGGUGCAAGAAUAACGUGUUAUGUUGUGCUUGUACAACAAAUCAUAACCACAUGUGUUAAGAGUGUGUUUAGAGAGAGUUGAAUUUAAAAAAAAUAAUAUCCAGUCUUUCAGUGUUCUCCAGCAUAAGUCCAUCUGAGAUAUCUGGAGCAGCAGCACUCUUCACCAUCACGCCUUCUUUCCAAACUU
Molecule: messenger RNA, 1455 nt
Organism: Betta splendens (Siamese fighting fish)
Lineage: Eukaryota; Metazoa; Chordata; Actinopteri; Anabantiformes; Osphronemidae
Gene: mapda
Product: adenosine deaminase-like
Exons: 10
Coding region: 120-1175 (351 amino acids)
Biological process (GO): adenosine catabolic process; inosine biosynthetic process
Molecular function (GO): adenosine deaminase activity
Source: RefSeq, a predicted model, not a curated record